Chlamydomonas reinhardtii is the source of this 1833-nucleotide messenger RNA. RefSeq lists its product as uncharacterized. The record is from RefSeq and is a predicted model, not a curated record. Lineage: Eukaryota; Viridiplantae; Chlorophyta; Chlorophyceae; Chlamydomonadales; Chlamydomonadaceae. The transcript has 6 exons. Bases 55 to 1074 code for a protein of 339 amino acids. Gene Ontology annotation, molecular function: RNA binding.
CUAUACCACUUGAUGUUUGAUUUCAACAAUACGUAGUCUUGUGAUACAGAAAACAUGUCCGGUCGUGAGCGAGGGGAUUAUGGUCCCGCCUCUUCAGGCGUCCGAAAUAAGGUAUCGGUCCUGGUGCGGAACAUCCCCUUACACAUGACGGUCGAUGAUCUGCGUAAGAAAUUUGAAAAGUUUGGAGAGCUGCGGGAUGUGUACAUUCCCCGGGACUACUACACGCAGCGAUCGCGUGGAUUCGGCUUUAUCGAAUUUCGUGACGCACGUGACGCCGAUGAGGCCAUCUACCAACUGGACAAGACCAGCAUUGAUGGCCGUGAGAUUAAUGUGUGUCUGUCCAAGGAGGGACGCAAGACGCCGCGCGACAUGAUGGUGAUCGAGUCAAAGCAGAACCCGGGGCGGUCGGGCGGCAGCAGCGAUCGCCGCCGCAGCCGCUCUCGGAGCCCGCGCGGCCGGGGCGGCCGGGACCGCAGUCGCUCACGCAGCCCGCGGGGCCGCGGCGGGCAUGAUUACGACCGGGACAGGGACCCCGGCAGGGACUACGACCGCCGUGACCGCGACAGGGACCGUGAUCAUGACCGCCGGGACCGUGAUCGCGACCGGGGCAGGGACUAUGACCGCCGGGACCGAGACCUGGACUACGACCGACGGGACCGGGAUCGGGAUCGGGACUACGACCGGGGCGGCUCCCGAAGCGGCGGCCGGGAUCGUGACCGGGAAUACGACCGGGAUCGCGGUGCCGGUCGGGAUGGCGCGCGGUCCCCAGACCGGGACCGGGGCCGGGACAGGAUCUAUGACGACCGGCGGGGUGCGGACGAGCGGGAGCGCACUCCGCGUGGCGGAAGUCAGGAGCGUCCACGGGAGCGGGUGCGUGACGAGGACAGGGAGCGGCCACGUGAGCGCAGCCCGGAGCUUGAGUGGGACGCGCCGCGCAGGCGCGACGGCGGCGACUAUGACGAGGCCCGUGGCGGCGGUCCUGUGGGCGGUGGCGGCGGCGGUGUUAAUGUGCCGCAGUCCGCCGCUGACCUAGACGUGGACCCCGACUUGGUGGCCUUGGACCACGACUUCUGAGGGCGGCACAGGAAGAGGAAGAGGAGGAGGAGGAAGGGGCGGCAGCUCUUCCGGGGAAGGGGAGCUGCAGCGAGGGCGAGGCAGCAGAUGCAACGGGGCUGCCAGGAGGCCGAUGCGGGCGGCUGUGUAUGAGUUUGCGUGCGUUGCAUCGAGGCGCAGCUGCAGCUCGCGCUGGCUGCAUCCGUAGCCGGUGGCUGCAUGCGGCUGCUGCUGCAGAGGGGACGCCGCGCAGCGCCGCUCCGCGCAGUGACUGCGUUGGGUAGCACUGGGCUAUGGAGCGACAUGAGGCGGCUGGCAGGCGGGCGGCUGCAUGAAGGCAAGGUGGCCAGGGCGGGGAGCUUGAAGGCGGGGAGGCCGCGGUGCGGUUGCUGGGCCGGGGGUGGCGGGAGCUGGAUUGGCGACCGAGUGGGUUAGCACGGCUGCAUGGCCGGCACCCUGGGUGCAGGCAUGGGCGCAGGUAGGGACAUUUGGUGACCUGGAUAUCUACCGAAUCCAUACGGCUGGAUGCAUGCUGCUGCCAUGGCACUUCUUACUGGCGAUGGCGGCUAUUGCUGCCAUUGCCGUAUUCAAUGACUGAGAGUGAGAGCGCUUGCGCUGGCCCAACGCGCACGCAUGAGGUGCGGAGGAACGCAACAUUGGUACACUCACGAGGACCUUCCGGCGAUGGCCUUUGGAUAGGCGAAGUUAUGAGUGCGGAUGUUACAGAGGGGACAGUCACAGCACCCGAAGACGCCGAGCCAUCACAUGCUAUCAGAGCCC